CGAAGUCACACGCAGUGUGUUCCCGCCUCUGUACCGAAUCGCGCGCGUUUGAAAAUAAAUAAAUAGACGUGCAAAUAAACAUCUCAUUAAAAUAUAGUGAAGUCUAUUAUAAAAUUGAAGGUGUAAUUAAAGCGCAUUUGUAUGUGGUUUGAAACAAAAGGAAAUUCGACGAAUCAACUAAGAGACUCGCUUAGAUAAGAGUACACGUCAGGACCGAAAAAUAAAACAACCAAAGGAGAUAUUUGAAGCACAACCCUGGCUCCGAAAAGAUGACAAUGGAAACUUGUAUAAUGACGACAGCGAUCACAGUAUUAUCACUGGUUAUCACAGGUGUGUCGCCUCUAGAAUGCUACAAAUGUCUCAUCAACCCGCCGCUGGGAGAGAACUACAAAACCGCGACCAAUCUAUGCACUAACUUCGACUAUUCCGAUUCGUUUAUAGUGGACUGUCCGUUUUCAACAAUGUGUAUGAAGCAGGACUUCCAUCUCGACAUACAAAACGGAGUGAGAAUAGAAGGAGUACUGCGGGAUUGUGCACCGCAGAAGCACGAAUAUCAAGACUUCAAAAAUGGGAAAUGGUCUCCGAAGACAGAAGUAUUAGAGCCAUACAAGGAGGGGUGUUUCAGUGGCGACGACAAAGGAGAAAGAGUUACAACUAGCAGAUAUUGCUACUGCCGGGACAACUUGUGCAACUCAACUCCGAGUACGAACCAUGAAGGUUACACUGACAUCAUGGGUGUAAUUCUAGUCUUCAACCUCAUGAAGUACAUAAACAGUCUUAGGUAGUAAAUGGUGUUAGUAGACAAUUAUAGUCAGUUCGUGGUGAAUAUGUGAUAUUAUAUUAAUUAGUUUUAAGGUUGUAUAUUAAAGUAUUAUAGAAAAUUA
This is a messenger RNA of Papilio polytes (common Mormon), 884 nucleotides long. RefSeq lists its product as uncharacterized. The transcript has 5 exons. Bases 270 to 785 code for a protein of 171 amino acids. Gene Ontology annotation, biological process: positive regulation of voltage-gated potassium channel activity; regulation of synaptic transmission, cholinergic; sleep. Lineage: Eukaryota; Metazoa; Arthropoda; Insecta; Lepidoptera; Papilionidae. The record is from RefSeq and is a predicted model, not a curated record.